CCACGAAGGGCCUGGCCCUAAAUCAAUUGCCUGCUCGAGAGCCGGUUCAAAGUUAAAGAAUCAGGGUGGGGGGGACAGGUUAAUAUGGCGGAAGUGAAAGACACCGAAGACCUACCGGAGAUUGAGGACAGCCAGAGUCUUGUGUCACUCACCAGAUCGGAAUGUGGUCUUUGGAACAAGCGGGCGGAUUCCGGUGCGGGGACCACGAGAACCAGCGACUCUUCGAGAUGCUUGGACGAAAAUGCUGGACGCUGGCCACUGCAGUUGUUCAGCUGUACCUGGCGCUGCCCCCUGGAGCCGAGCACUGGACCAAGGAGCAUUGUGGGGCUGUGUGCUUCGUGAAGGAUAACCCCCAGAAGUCCUACUUCAUCCGCCUUUACGGCCUUCAGGCUGGCCGGCUGCUCUGGGAACAGGAGCUGUACUCACAGCUGGUCUACUCCACUCCCACCCCCUUCUUCCACACCUUUGCCGGAGAUGACUGCCAAGCGGGCCUGAACUUUGCAGAUGAGGGUGAGGCCCAGGCCUUCCGGGCCCUGGUGCAAGAGAAGAUACAAAAAAGGAAUCAGAGGAAAAGUGGAGACAGACGGCAGCUACCCCCACCACCAGCACCAGCCAAUGAAGAGAGAAGAGGGGGGCUCCCACCCUUGCCCUCACACCCAGGUGGAGACCAAGGGGGCCCACAAACUGGCCCACUGUCCUUGGGGCUGGUGACAGUGGACAUCCAGAAUCCUGACAUCACAAGUUCACGAUACCGUGGGCUCCCAGCACCUGCUCCUGGCCCAGCUGAUAAGAAACGCUCUGGAAAGAAGAAGAUCAGCAAAGCAGAUAUUGGGGCACCCAGUGGAUUCAAACAUGUCAGCCACGUGGGGUGGGACCCCCAGAACGGAUUUGACGUGAACAACCUGGACCCGGAUCUGCGGAGCCUGUUCUCCAGGGCAGGAAUCAGUGAGGCUCAACUCACUGAUGCAGAGACCUCCAAACUCAUCUACGACUUCAUUGAGGACCAGGGCGGGCUGGAGGCUGUGCGGCAGGAGAUGAGGCGUCAAGAGCCGCCCCCACCGCCAUCUCGAGGAGGGAACCAGCCCCCCAGACCACCUCUGGCGGGGGGUAACAAGGGCCGUUCUGGUCCACUACCCCCUGUACCUUUAGGGGGCGCUCCGCCCCCACCCACGCCCCGAGGACCCCCACCCCCAGGCCGAGGGGGCCCUCCACCACCACCCCCUCCAGCCACUGGCCGCUCUGGACCACCGCCCCCUCCGCCCCCUGGAGCUGGGGGGCCAGCCAUUCCACCUCCCCCGCCCCCUCCCCCACCGCCACCCCCCAGCUCCGGGGAUGGGCCAGUGCCUCCCCCGCCCCCACUUGCUCCGCUGUCUGGGGGUUGCAUGGCCUCUGGAGGGGGUCGGGGGGCGCUUUUGGAUCAAAUCCGGCAGGGAAUUCAGCUGAACAAGGUGAGGACCAGCAGAAGGGAGGACUGGGGUCUGGGACUCCGGGGUGUCAGGUGCAAGUCAGCAUACAGGGAGGCGGAGGCUGAGACUGAUGGGGGUGCCAGGCCUUGGGGUUUAGUGCUAAGCUUGGGAGGUGGGUGGGGAGCCUUGAAAGGGAUUGACGUGUGGGAGGAAAAAUUACAAAGAAGGGGCGGAAGAAGUACUGAAACUCUCCUUGCUGCAGACUCCCGGGGCCCCAGAGAGCUCAGCCCUGCAGCCGCCACCGCAGACCUCCGAGGGGCUGGUGGGCGCCCUGAUGCACGUGAUGCAGAAAAGAAGCAGGGCCAUCCACUCUUCCGACGAAGGAGAGGACCAGGCCGGCGAUGAGGAUGAAGACGACGAGUGGGACGACUGAGUCACUGCCCACUCCCUACUCUGCUCUCUACUGCCCCUGCCUCCCGGCCCCGACUCUGCACCCCAGACCCCCAAAUCCCAUUUCUUCCCUGAACCCUACCUUGACUGCUGUUCUCCCUGCCUGGUCCCCACAAUCACCCUCCCAAUACCAAGGGCCUUUUUAUAUAUAUAUAAAAAUUCUCAGUCCUCUUCACUCAAGGAUUUUUAAGUAAAAAAUAAAGUCAUUGUCUUUUUGUCUUC
This is a messenger RNA of Oryctolagus cuniculus (rabbit), 2078 nucleotides long. The record is from RefSeq and is a predicted model, not a curated record. NCBI's taxonomy places the organism in Eukaryota, Metazoa, Chordata, Mammalia, Lagomorpha, Leporidae.